AUGGUCGGAUUAUACGAGUUUAGGUCGAGAUAUGAGGCCGUCAAGGCUGUUGAGACGGACAAGGAUAAGAUUAUUGAGGACUUGAUGGAUGAGGUCAAGCGUCUGCAAGAAGCUCUCGAUUACGAGAAAGAAGAAAUGGACAACCAGAGAACGCUUGUUCAAGCCAUCAAGUCGAAUGCCAAGAUGUAUCAAUCCGAGGUAGCGGAGAUGAAACGCAUCCAAGCGAAACUCAGUUUUGUAUCGGUACUCGUGGAUGGUGAUGGUAUGAACUUCAACGAUGAAUUUAUCCAAGAUGGACAAAAAGGAGGACGCUCAGCUGCCCGACUUCUGAUUCAAAAAGUUGAACAAUACAUCCAAGACCUCCAUCGCAAUGAAAGCUCGAGUGUUCAGUAUCGGAUUCGUGUCUACGCGAAUGUCCGCGGACUGGCGAAGACGUACCGUGAUACCAAUAUUAUAUCCGAAGAAGCCAUGUUGGCCUCCUUCAUUCAGGGAUUCAAUAAGGAAGAUGUGCGGUGUGAUUUCGUGGAUGCAGGCGAUGGAAAGGAAUGUUCCGAUGUCAAGAUUCGAGCCCAAUUCGAGCAAGACAUCAUCGACGUACACUGUCUCCACAUUCUAUUCUGUGCAUCAGCCGACAACGGCUACGCCCGGGUCUUAGGACCAUAUCGCAACACGAAGGACCAGAUCACUCUAGUCGAAGGACCGCCCUUCGCACGAGAGAUCAAAGAACUCACAUCUUCAUUCUCAACAACCUCCUUCCCCGAACCACAGCCACAGGCCCAGACACUCCCAUCUCGAACUAUGCUUCAAUCGUACGAGCCUGUACCUCCCGUCCUCAAGACAACAAUUCUCCCUGCUCCUCCCCCUUUCCCUCUCCCACAACGCCGUCCGGCCCAAACACAAAAUACAAGUCUAAACUAGCCGUGUGCAGAAACGCCCAGGGUCACCGGGUAGACAGCCCAAUCCACUUCUCGACGCGAGCAAACAUAGAGGCUCUCAAACAGCAAAAAUUCUGCAACCAGUAUCAUAUCCUGGGCUCUUGUUCAUAUGGCGAGGGAUGUACGCAUAAGCAUGGUCAAAGGUUGGUGGAUCAGGAUGUCAUUGAUCUGAAGUAUAUUGCGAGGUUUAGUGCUUGUAGUCGAGGGUUGGAGUGUGAGGAUGAGACCUGUACGAGUGGACAUCGGUGUAUACAGAGGAGUUGUCCUGGGGCGGCGUCUGGGUGUAAAUUUGGGCCAGAGAUGCAUGGGGUUGAUACGAAGAUUGUGACUGUUAUUUGAGUGAGUGUAUUAGGAGAUGGAUUAGGGUAGUGAGUUCGUACGGGGGAUUGGCCAGACUGAUUUUCUGUUGUUUCCACUGUUCAUAAGAGGUCAUGGGAGAAUGGCA
This is a messenger RNA of Penicillium brasilianum, 1380 nucleotides long. Lineage: Eukaryota; Fungi; Ascomycota; Eurotiomycetes; Eurotiales; Aspergillaceae. The record is from the annotation of a GenBank genome assembly.